Linum tenue is the source of this 996-nucleotide messenger RNA. NCBI's taxonomy places the organism in Eukaryota, Viridiplantae, Streptophyta, Magnoliopsida, Malpighiales, Linaceae. The record is from the annotation of a GenBank genome assembly.
AUGGCCGCCCAGAGCUAUUGCAGCUCGGCUGCCGGCGGGCGCAGCAAAAGACUAACCGCUUCCCGGCUUUCCUCCAUCAUCAGCACUCUCGGAGACGACGAAGAUCUCCUCGUCGAAAUUCUGAUUCGACUCCCGGACCCCAAAUCCGCCAUUCGAUGCAAAUCCGUCUGCAGACGCUGGAACGCUCUAGUCUCCGCUCCCUAUUUCUCUCGCCGCUUCGUUUCUCACCACCAGACCCUGCCCCCUGCCGCCGCCGCAGCCCACAACGAAUCCGAACAGCCCGUCCUGACCAUCUCACAAGUCCGUCGAUUGAUCUCGAGCUUUCUCCCUUUCCCAUGCGGAACCGAAUCGAAGUUCUCGGUCCUCGUCCUCGAUUCGGUCAAGGACUUGCUCUUACUUGGUUUCUGGGAUCGGGAGACGUCCGACCAGGAACUGCGCAGGACGCACCUGGUCUGCAAUCCGUUUACGAAGCAAUGGGUCGCCCUUCCUCUGGCGCCUAAAAUGGCAGCAAGGUUGAGUCAUUAUAGAUGGGUCGUGAAACUAGUCUGCGAGCCGUUCGAUGAAUUCCGGGUGGUGCGAAUGUAUAAUCCGAUGAGGACGUUCCGAAGAGGUCCAGCGAAAGUGGAUGUUUACAUCUUCUGUUCGAGAUCCGGACGGUGGGCGAAAUCCGUUCUUACUCUCGAUGCCGAUUUAAUGUGUCGGGGUUACGGAGCUUAUAGACGUGUAGUUUCGACCAAUGGGAAGUUUUACUGGCUAGUGCAAGGAGUUGUGGUAAAGUGGGAUCCUUUCCGUCGGGACUAUGGUACUACGUUUCCAAUGUUGUUGGAAGGCUGCCAGCUCGAUUCGCAGAUGCGUUGCUACGGUCCCUGGAUCUCAGAAGGUGCUGUGCACAUGGUUUGCGAAGAAUCGAUGGCUUCGAUGCUGAGUGUUUGGAGACUGGUGGAGGACGGGAAGGGAGGAGGAUGUUGGAGGAAACAGGAAACGGUGGCGUUCUGA